UCGAAUUCUUGUCGGUUUAUAUGGAAGUCAGGUAAUUUCUUCUCGAGGUAUCGACACACGUACGAGAUGUGUGCAUAAUCCUUGCAGCUUGCAAUACCGGCAAUCACGAAGAUGACCAUCACGUUAACGUCACGUCAAAAUGUUGAUGUAAUUAUAACACGUGAAACAUUUCAUUGUUUAUUUGGAAAAUGUCAUUACCAAAAUUCGUCGUGAAAAUGUUCAGUAGCAGAAAAACGCUGAAGAUCACAGAUCUUCCGCCCAACAUAUUGGAACGGAUCCUCAUGCAAUUAGACUUCGAGGAUUUGCUCACAGUGAAAGAGGUCAGCGUGAAAUUGAACGUAGCGUGCAAGAGCAUCAUCGAGAUAGGAUUGCUGAACACUUUGAAUUCUCUGCGCGUGAAGAUCAGCAAGGUCGAGGAUCACAUGAAGUCGAGAAGCGUGACUCUGGAGAAUAAGCUCAAGUUAAAUCAAGUGCACACGAAGCUUCAAAUCCUCGCAAUCAAUUUGUUUUCGGUGUACGUCUUGACCAGGCAUUGUUUAAAGAACAUGGAUUACUUCACCAUAGCUUCGGUCCUCGACGAAAUCAUCGCAGAAUUAACGCAGAUGAACAACACUGAAGUAUUGACUUGGCCAAUGAGCGACUUUGUAAAGUCAGAUAUGCUCAGUAAACUUAACUUAUGCAACGCGGUUUACGAGCAUAGCAAUUUACCAUUUGGAGUGUACAUAAUGGAUAUUUUGGAUCUGCUGAUGGGCAUCAACUAUACCAUAUCAUGUGAUUACGACACUCUGAAGAAUAGUUGCUCCGUUAACGCCAGUUACUUUACGGAUAACACGAAGUUCCUCUUGUACUUGCCAGACUUUUCCUUCAUGAAGGAUUGCCAGGACAGGAAGUUGAGUCAGGCCGAAGAGGAGGGUAUCUUGAAAUACCUCCUGCUUAUAGUUAAUCUGUAUAACGGAAUGUUCUACAAGAACGAAGAGUACAACAACGAAAUUCUACUUAGGAACAGCGCUUACAACCCCGUUAAAUCUACAGUGGAAAUAUGCAGAAAGCAAUUGAGCAGAACCUUCCAGGAUGUUGGAAGAAUCUUGGAGACUUACGAGAAGAUCGUUGAGUACGAUGGGAGUCUGAAUAACAAGAGGAAUGGGGUAAGAUUAGAUGUAAAUUUUGAAUUAUUCCGAUUAAUAGACGCGCAGGGACUUCUCCUUUGCGAGAUGUAUUUGGAAUGCAGUCUCGCAGAAGCACCGUUUCAGAUACAGAAGAGCUAUGAGAAUCUUAGGAAUCAUUUGGUGCUGGAGGAGUAUCAGCAUAUAAAUUUACAUCAGACUACGAGUGUUAAUGCCAAGGAUUACGGUGCUAAGAUCAAGCUGAAAAUUUGCGUGCAGAACAAAUGCACCGAAGGAUUUGAAGUUAACAUCCUUGAUGGGAAUAGGAUCUCUGAUUACCAACCAAACUACCUUUCUUAAUUUAUAUACAAAUAUUAAUUGCAGCAAUAAAUUAUCAUUAAUCUUUAACAAACUAUGAUUUUACAUAAGUUAAAAGU
Molecule: messenger RNA, 1540 nt
Organism: Nicrophorus vespilloides
Lineage: Eukaryota; Metazoa; Arthropoda; Insecta; Coleoptera; Silphidae
Exons: 3
Coding region: 189-1463 (424 amino acids)
Molecular function (GO): protein binding
Source: RefSeq, a predicted model, not a curated record